Molecule: messenger RNA, 1254 nt
Organism: Suncus etruscus (white-toothed pygmy shrew)
Lineage: Eukaryota; Metazoa; Chordata; Mammalia; Eulipotyphla; Soricidae
Gene: PPP1R7
Product: protein phosphatase 1 regulatory subunit 7
Exons: 10
Coding region: 75-1154 (359 amino acids)
Molecular function (GO): protein binding
Source: RefSeq, a predicted model, not a curated record
AGCAGGCAGCGGUGAACGCCGAUUGGCUGCGCGGCCCGAAGCGACAGAUUCCGGAAAGGGGAAGAGCAGCCAACAUGGCGGCGGAGCAGGGCUCGGGCCAGCAACAGUCGCAGGAGAUGAUGGAGGUUGACAGGCGGAUGGAAUCGGAGGAGUCCGGUGAUGAGGAGGGGAAGAAACAGAGCGGCCUCCUAGUGACAGAACUCAGUGAGCACAGCCUCAAGGAUGGAGGCGAGCCCGGGGACGAGGACCCGGAAGGUCAGGAACUGCCUGUGGACAUGGAGACCAUCAGCUUGGACAAAGAUGCCGAGGAUGUUGAUCUGAACCACUACCGCAUCGGGAGGAUUGAGGGGUUUGAGGUGCUGAAGAAAGUGAAGACGCUCUGCCUGCGCCAGAACCUCAUCAAGUGCAUUGAGAACUUGGAACAGCUGCAGAAUCUCCGGGAACUGGACCUUUACGACAACCAGAUCCGAAGGGUGGAGAACCUGGAGGCACUGGUAGAGCUAGAGGUUCUAGAUAUUUCUUUUAAUCUGCUAAGAAACAUUGAAGGGCUCGACAAGUUGACAAGGCUGAAAAAACUCUUCUUGGUCAACAACAAGAUCAAUAAAAUUGAGAACAUCAGCAACUUAAAGGAUCUGCAGAUGCUGGAAUUGGGGUCCAACCGCAUCCGGGCUAUUGAAAACAUCGAUGCACUGACCAGCCUAGAGAGCUUGUUUUUGGGGAAAAACAAGAUCACAAAACUCCAGAACCUGGAUGCGCUCACCAACCUGACGGUCCUCAGCAUGCAGAGCAAUCGGCUGACCAAGAUUGAGGGGCUGCAGAGCCUGGUGAACCUACGGGAGCUUUACCUCAGCCACAAUGGCAUCGAGGUCAUCGAGGGCCUGGAGAACAAUAAUAAACUCACAAUGCUGGAUAUCGCAGCAAACAGGAUCAAGAAGAUUGAGAACAUCAGCCACCUGACGGAGCUGCAGGAGUUCUGGAUGAAUGACAACUUCCUGGAGAGCUGGAGUGAUCUGGACCAGCUGAAGGGUGCACAGAGCCUGGAGACAGUGUACCUGGAGCGCAACCCCCUGCAGAGGGACCCCCAGUACCGCCGCAAGGUCAUGCUGGCGUUGCCCACCGUGCGGCAGAUCGAUGCCACCUUCGUGAGGUUCUGAGUCACACCCCUUGCUGCCCCCCCUCCUCCAAAGGACUUCCUGGCCCUGGCCGGCUGCACUCAACCACCACAGACCACUGCAAUAAAGGCACUGAGUGACC